CGCCUAUUUCCCCCUGCUAUUCUACACUUGUCGGGUUUUAUUUUUCCUUGCGUUCGUUUUGUUUCAUUCUACGAGUGAUUCAUGACAGCUGUGGCGGGCCAAUGGCUGGAUGUGACAAUUUGCGAUCGUUUGCGCGGUGGUGAGCUUUGAUAGCUAUUUGGACCAGCUGGGCUGAGAUUGAACAAUUGGGACGACCGCAAUGAAGUUUCUCACGAUCUUAUUCUUACUCGGCUUACCUGGCGUAGCACGAACUUCGCAGCUAGACGCUCGACAGGUCACCCCAAGCGGGAAUUCUUCAGUGACUCUCCCAUCGCAGAGUCCAAGUUCAAGUUCGAGUUCGAGUUCGGACUUAAGUUUGAGUAGUAGUCAGAUUGAGUCUACGGCACCUUCACUGGUAGCCACAUCUACAACUACUUCAGCUACUACUACUGCUGCUACUACUUCAGCUGCUUCCUCAGCUACUUCCUCAGCUACAUUUACAGAGGUCACCACCUCAUCUAGUCUUACGAAGCAGGAGCGUGAUCCACAAGAUCCUGAUGUUACGACUCCAGGACCGCCUCCCGCGCCGGCUCCUACAUUUCUAACUUCACCUGUGGAAACGACGACCCCUGGAGAUAUUCCUGCUAGUUCAGCAACGACUUCAACAUCAAUUAGCAUUGCAAGCACUACUGGCACGACGACACUCGCUUUUUCUUCACCAACUAUUAUAGCUUCGCCUGAGAUUUCUUCAGCCCAGCUCACGACUGUCGCUACUACGAAUACGAACCCUUCUCCGGUGGUCUCAUCUCCAUCGACUACUCUCAUUACCUCCAAAACCACCCCGAGUGUCAUCAGAUCAUCAUCAUCACCACCACCACCACCACUACCACCAUCAACUGAAACAUCUGAAAGCAUUACUACUACCACUUCUAACUCUAAAUCUAUUUCCUCACCUACAGCAACAGCCACAGCUACAAUGUCUAACGUAACUCCGACGCCGAGCAGCGUAAGCUCAAGCAAUGAUGGGAGCGGUACCUCAACAUUAACAAUCGCACUCAGCACAAUCCUAAGCGUCACAGGUGUAGUUUUGAUCGCAGUAGCAGCGUAUUUGUGUACAGGAAACAGGCGGCGAAGAUUACCUAUGUUCAAGAUAAAGAGGGGCAUUACGCCGAUUGGAGAUGAUGAGAUAGCAACGUGGAAAUCGAACCGGUCAGCAGAGAAGGUGACGGAUAGGUAUACCACACGACCGAGCCACUCGCAGAACCCGUCUACGGCAACAUCGACCAGGAGAGCACCGAGUGUGAUUCAAUAUCACAGUGGCGGACGACAGUCAUACGAGGUGGCAUCACCGAGAUCAUUUAUUGACGGAGGAAAGUAUAGCUUUGAUCUUCCGCAAGCGCCCGGGGCGGUUUUGGCACGAGCACCGAAUGCACGAUCAGGUCUGACGGACGAGGCGGUUCCCGGCGACGAUCCCUUCUUACCUUCCCCGAAGCGACACCCGUCGAGAUUGCACAAGCUACCACCAAACUCGCCGAGCUUGCACGGUAGGACAAAAGGAUCUCGAAGUAGUAGUCUUAGGAGCUACGCCGAAGCUGCAUGGCGGGAUGGUCUAGAACAGAGCUCGUCUCCCAGAGUCUCAAGCGACGCCCAUACGCGGACUCACAACCGAAUUUACUCCAAUUCAUCGAUACCGCCUCCCCCGAGGUUGUCAUUCGGUGACAACGACCAAUUGACCGGUCUAUCGCCGCCUCCGUCACGGCGGAACGACAGCACGAUAGGAUUGGCUGUCGGGUGAAGGGCAACGAUCUGCCGUCAGUUUCAUCAUCCAAGCUCACCAUCCCUGCCGUCCCACGUUUUCUCAUGUUUUGGGGAUUAACUGGGGUU
Annulohypoxylon maeteangense is the source of this 1863-nucleotide messenger RNA. RefSeq lists its product as uncharacterized. The transcript has 2 exons. The record is from RefSeq and is a predicted model, not a curated record. Bases 200 to 1774 code for a protein of 524 amino acids. Lineage: Eukaryota; Fungi; Ascomycota; Sordariomycetes; Xylariales; Hypoxylaceae.